AAUGGAAAAGGAACCAUCAAAACAAUACAAUAUCACCACUGAAUUAUCUGCUGUAGUACCACCUGAUGGAGGUCGUGGUUGGUGGGUUGUCUUUGGGUCAUUUUGUGGUUUAUUUGCUAUAUAUGGGGUCAACUAUUCUUGGGGAGUAUUUCUCAAUGCAUACAAUAAACAGAUCUAUGUUGGUGAAAUGACACAACUUUCUUGGAUAGGUUCUAUUUGUAUUGGCUUCUUUUUCAUAAUUGGACCUAUUAACGAUUGGGUGACAAGGAAACUAGGUUAUACGAUCAUGCUGAAGAUUGCAACCAUUGUAUGUCCCUUUGCACUCAUGAUGGCAUCUAUCACACACGAGAUCUGGCAAUUAUAUCUUACACAAGGUCUUCUUAUGGGUUGUGGUGCUAGUUUUGUAUGGUUUUCAUGUAUUCCUGCUUGUCAACAAUGGUUUGAUAAGAAACGAGGCAUGGCUAUUGGAUUGGCAAUGCUUGGUAGUGGUGUGGGUGGACUGGUCAUGUCGAACAUUACUCAAGCUGUAUUACUAUCAUUGGGUUAUAGAUGGGCUCUCCGUAUUCUUGGCUUUGUUUGUUUUGUAUUCCUUGGUAUAGCAACUCUUUUGGUCAAGCCAUUGCCUAAUAGACAAAUGAAUCUGAAUCAAGAUAUGACUGUUCCUAUGUGGAAAAAACAACGUGCCUUAUUAUGUCGAUUGGAUUUUAAUCUUUUAUUAUCGAUUGCCUUCAUCACGACAUUUGGUUAUCUCGUACCUUCUUUCCUGUUACCAUCUUAUGCGAGUUAUUUGGGAUUAAAUCCUUGGGUUGGAACCAACUUAUCUGCUAUUCUCUCAGCUAUUAAUGCGGUAUCAAAGAUAUUGUUGGGUUAUACAAGUGAUCGUGUGGGACGUCUCAAUACUUUUUGUGUGUGCACAUUCAUGGCAGGUAUCAUGUGUUUGGCGAUUUGGACCAAUGCAACAACAGAGCCAACGAUCUGGGUAUUUGCAACCUUGUACGGUUUAUUUGGUGGUGGUUAUCUGACAAUGCUGGCUGCCAUCGUUCCUCAAAUUGCAGGUUAUCAUGCCAUCUCAGAAGCCAAUGGUCUGGUGUACUUUAUGAAUCUACCUGGUUAUCUUGUCGGUACUCCUAUUGCAUCCGCGAUCAUCCAUACAACCGUGCCUGUCCAUUAUCCUUAUGCUGCAAUCUAUGCUGGUUUGCUAAUGUCUGUCGGUGGCUUGCUGGCUUUUGCCUUACGGGUAUUACAAGUAGGUUGGUAUUGGCGUAUCAAGGUUUAAUUCGUUUAUUUUGAUCCAUCUUUGUAGUUAGAAUAUUAUCAUAGAAAUUCCAUCCAUUGUCUUGAAUAAAAUUUAUUAUUGAUUUUAU
Messenger RNA from Halteromyces radiatus, 1364 nucleotides. RefSeq names its product major facilitator superfamily domain-containing protein. The annotation marks the transcript as partial. Gene Ontology annotation, biological process: transmembrane transport. Gene Ontology annotation, molecular function: transmembrane transporter activity. The transcript has 6 exons. NCBI's taxonomy places the organism in Eukaryota, Fungi, Mucoromycota, Mucoromycetes, Mucorales, Cunninghamellaceae. Gene Ontology annotation, cellular component: fungal-type vacuole membrane. The record is from RefSeq and is a predicted model, not a curated record.